This is a messenger RNA of Panicum virgatum (switchgrass), 851 nucleotides long. RefSeq names its product HVA22-like protein f. The record is from RefSeq and is a predicted model, not a curated record. The coding region runs from base 96 to 566 and encodes 156 amino acids. NCBI's taxonomy places the organism in Eukaryota, Viridiplantae, Streptophyta, Magnoliopsida, Poales, Poaceae. The transcript is spliced from 5 exons.
AUGCAUUUGCCCAUCCCUUGUCAUCCACAGCACCGUCAAAAAAAACAGGAAGGAGAUCAGGGAACAUCGGGACAGGCUUCUCGCACGUCGGCAUCAUGGGUGUUCUUGGUGCCCUUGCUAGAAAUCUGGACGCCCUUGUUGGGCCGGGGGUCAUGCUCCUUUAUCCUCUCUACGCGUCGAUGCGCGCGAUAGAGAGCCCUUCUACCCUGGACGAUCAGCAGUGGCUCACCUACUGGGUCCUCUACUCCCUGAUCACCCUCUUCGAGCUCUCCUGCUGGAAAGUCCUGCAGUGGUUCCCGCUGUGGCCGUACAUGAAGCUGCUCUUCUGCUGCUGGCUGGUGCUGCCCAUCUUCAACGGCGCGGCCUACAUCUACGAGGCGCACGUCCGGCGCUACUUCAAGAUCGGCAGCUACGUGAGCCCCUACUACAACGAGCGCCAGCGCCGGGUGCUGCAGAUGAUGAGCCUCGACGCGCGCAAGUCCGUCGAGCGCUUCAUCGAGACGCACGGGCCCGACGCGCUCGACAAGAUCAUCCGAGCCGCUGAAGAGGAAGCGAAGAGGACCUAGCCUAGCAUGCGUGCGGUGAACCGAAGGGGAUUCGUAGUCUCAGGUGGGGUGCAGGCGAAGCAGUCUGAACUGCUCCGGAUGAAAAACGAACGAAUCGCUGAAUUUCCAUCGGUUGUGUAAUUACUUGUGCACAAAUGGUGUGCAAAGAUGCCAGUAGUUCCAGAGAACAUGAUUUGAUUGAAGAAGCUGCGAGUUUGGUGUACGUGUGAAAUCCUUAUCAGUUAUGACUGUACGUGCAUUUCUUUCCGUUCAAAAAGAAAGAGACCACACAAACUUAUCUGCCCA